Macrobrachium nipponense is the source of this 1972-nucleotide messenger RNA. RefSeq names its product facilitated trehalose transporter Tret1-like. Gene Ontology annotation, cellular component: membrane. NCBI's taxonomy places the organism in Eukaryota, Metazoa, Arthropoda, Malacostraca, Decapoda, Palaemonidae. Gene Ontology annotation, biological process: transmembrane transport. The transcript is spliced from 7 exons. Gene Ontology annotation, molecular function: transmembrane transporter activity. Bases 194 to 1678 code for a protein of 494 amino acids. The record is from RefSeq and is a predicted model, not a curated record.
ACGUUUGCCACUUUAUUCCAUCACGGGGAAACGAUCUGGGCUGUUGUGUUCUUCUUCCUCUGCUUGCCCCCCAGUCAGUCAGUGAAGGUGUGGGUGCGCGAUAGGACAGACGUACAUUUAUCUGUUCUCCAGAGGGGUCCUCACAGAGUGUUUUUUUUAUUUUUCUGUCCGAUUCCUUUAAGCGAUAUUAAAAAUGGAAACUUCAGUGGAAGAACCAAUGCAGAUGAAGGAGCCCAAGAACGCCCGCCGCAUACGAUAUGCCAAGCAGUGUUUCAUUGUGCUGACGGCUGGUCUGGUGAGUAUAUCCUCUGGAAUGAUACAGCUCUGGCCGAACGUACUGGCAUCCCAUCUUGUGGAGAGUAACACGACCAUCUUCGGUAACGAAAUUAGCUUUCUACCAUGGCAGUUAGAUCUUGUAGCGAGCGUGACUCAGAUUGGCAGCCUCGUGGGAUUCCUCACUGCUGGCUAUCUCGUGAGUCGCGUUGGAAGGCGGUGGUCUCUCGUGAUAACUGCUAUCCCCGGAGUGUUCGGCGCUGUGCUCAUCACUCUGGCCGUCAACAAUUACAUGAUAAUUAUUGGAAGGUUUUUGGACGGUAUCACAAAUGGUAUGAUGAACGUGGCGCUUUUCAUCUACGCGGCAGAAAUAUCUGACCCAAAGAUCCGAGGAAGCAUGUGCAUGUUAUCGCACAUUCUCAUGCAGUCUGGCGGACUUAUGGCAAUCGCGCUUGGCGUCAUCAUGUCGUGGUAUUAUGUUGCUCUUAUUUGCGGCUGCAUACUGGUUGUACACUGCCUCUUGGUGCCUACGCUGAAGGAGAGUCCGUCCUUCCUUGCCAUCAAGAACAGGGACGACGAAGCCCUCGAUAUCCUCCGCAAACUCCGAGGCUCCUACGCCGACGUCAAAGAGGAACUGGCCUACCUCCACCAGCAGAAUCAGAACAACAGCAAGCGCAAAGGUUUUGGCGUUCUCCUCAAGAGAGAGCACCUCAAGAAGAUCGCUCUCAUGAGCGGCAUUUUCUUCGUCCACAACUUCUGCGGUACACAGAUCCUCAGGGUUAACGCAACUAGACAACUGCAGACACUGGGUCUGGACCUGGACCAGAAGUUGACAACCAUUUUAGUCAUCGUACUCUUCUUCUUGGGCAACUUCUUCAUGACCAUUGUCCUGGAUAAGCUCGGACGUCGUCGCUGCUUCAUCGCCUCGCUGACCCUUGUGGCUGUCUCUUAUAUCACCUUGGCCUCCUUCAUGAUCUCCACUGGAAAUAACGGCGGAGGCCCUGUACCCGUCGAGACUGCCCUCAACGAAACACUGUCAUCAGGAUUCAACGCGACCUUGACAGAAGGAGUCUCCGAGAGCCCAGCAUCAUCAUCAAUGUCAGUGGGAGAAUGGUUACCACUGCUGUGUCUUAUGGUCGCUGGCUUCGGUCAUGCCAUGGGCAUCGGACCUCUCGUCUGGGUACUGUCACCUGAGAUGUUCCCAACCAACAUAAGAUCACAGGGCACUGGUAUUUGCACAAUGAUUGGCAGCCUGCAGACUUUCGCCGUUCUCCAGCUCUACAGUUUGAUGUCGACGUCCAUGACCCCAGCUGGCCUUUAUUUGUUCUUCGCUGGGGUCUCCAUUUUCGGCAUCAUCUUCAUUUACUUCUUCCUGAAGGAGACCAGCGGCAGCAGAGUCGGAUAAUCGGGGUUUCUCGAACAAAACCCAAACGACUCACUGUCCUCAUUCCAUUGCUUGGUCAUGGGUUAAUUAUUGCCAUAAUUAUUAAAUUAUUCUGAUUAUUUAAUAUCUAGAGUUUGCCAUUUGUUCUUUAUGUACAUUAUUCUAUUUUUUAUUCAAGACUUUUGCCAAACUCGAGUUAUUCAAGUAGUGGAAAUGGCAACAGAUAGAGCUAAUUAAAUCAUCAUCAUAUCCAUAACUUAUACGAAUAUUAUAAGAAUUUCAUACCUUCUCAAUAAAGUGUUUAUGUUUUGAUAA